AUGUCCAAGUCCAUCGUCAACACUACCCCUUAUCCCUUCCAGUUCUCCGCUCCAACUCUAGAGAAGUCUGGCAAGCCCGGCCAAAUUGAAGAUGUGUCUGGUACAUUGAAGAAUGUCCGAGGUAAGAUUCCGUCGAUCCAGGCAUCGGCCCUUCGCACCAUGAUGCUUGAGGCCCACCGGGAUCCGACCAAAAUUCUUGCCCACUGCUGCAGUUACGAUGGUCUCUCCUCGCGCCUAGUCGAAGAGGCAGGUUUCCCAAUGGUGUUCCUCGCUGGAUAUCCCGUGUCGAGUGCCUACGGUCUUCCUGACACUGGCUACAUUGCGAUGGCGGAGAUGUGCGACAAGAUCCAAGAGGCUGUCCGACAGGUUUCCGUUCCUGUUAUGGCCGAUGGAGACACCGGUUACGGCAGCCCUCUCAACGUCAAGAGGACAGUGGAGAGCUACGCUCUUGCCGGCGCCGCUGGAGUUAUGAUUGAGGAUCAAACGUGGCCGAAGCGCUGCGGCCACACCAAGGGAAAGUCUGUUGUGUCUCGAGGUGAGGCAUAUGCUCGCAUUCAAGCAGCUUGCGACGCCCGUGACCAAGGCAGGGAUAUCUUUGUUCUUGCCCGAACAGAUGCCUUGAUUCAUGGGUGGGAGGAGGCUCUCAGCCGUGCCAAGGAGUUCAAGCGGAUCGGCGUUGAUGCCGUGUUCGUCGAAGCCCUUCCUGAUCGCGAAUCUAUGCGUCGUUGCGUCGAGGAAGUUGGCAUUCCUACCUUUGCGAACAUCAUUGAGGGUGGCAAGACCGAGAAUCUGUCAGCAAAGGAUCUUGCUGAGCUGGGUUUCUGCGCUGUCGCUUACCCCUGGACGCUCGUUGCUGCGAAGCUCAAGAGUAUUCGCGAAACAUUGGAGGAGCUGAAGAAGAGUAUGACUGUCGGAAAGCCGCCAUUGAUUCUUUCCUAUAGCGAGGUCUGUGAAGGUGUCGGCUUCAACAAGUACUGGGAUUUGGAGGACAGAUACAAGUUCAAGGAGGAUGGUUUGGUCAACGACCCUGCGAACGGUAGUGCUUGA
Fusarium falciforme is the source of this 1047-nucleotide messenger RNA. RefSeq lists its product as hypothetical. Gene Ontology annotation, molecular function: catalytic activity. The record is from RefSeq and is a predicted model, not a curated record. The transcript has 3 exons. Lineage: Eukaryota; Fungi; Ascomycota; Sordariomycetes; Hypocreales; Nectriaceae. The coding region runs from base 1 to 1047 and encodes 348 amino acids.